This is a messenger RNA of Diuraphis noxia (Russian wheat aphid), 810 nucleotides long. RefSeq lists its product as uncharacterized. The record is from RefSeq and is a predicted model, not a curated record. Lineage: Eukaryota; Metazoa; Arthropoda; Insecta; Hemiptera; Aphididae.
AUCAUUAAGAUGAUUUGAAAUCGGUAUUGCAUACCUAUAUUAAGCAUUUCAUAUUAUUUCUUUCACAGUUAUACUGAUAUUGUAAAUUAAAAUUAAAAUUUUCAUCAUAAAAUGACCACUAACGUGUCACCAAGUAGAUCAAAUAUAAUGUCUUCAUCGCACCCAAGUAAGGGUUCUUUGACAGACCGACCAAGUAGUUGUUCUAAUAAGAGUCUCGUGCACAAUAAAUCAUGUCCUGUACAUUCAAGACAUUUAUCAUACAAAACAAUUGGACAAUGUCAUGAUAAAAUCGAGGAAUUAGAAAAACAAAAUGCCCGCCUUGUCUCAAAGAUUAAAGUAUUAAAAUAUCAACUAAAAACAUCAUCUAAUUUAUACAAUAAUAUUCAUCAAAGGCCAGAGAAACCUUUAUCAAGACAUUCACAAAGGUCGACGCCCAUAAAGUUACAAAAAAUUUCAAGAUUAUCUAGAGUAGGCUUUGAUGAAAAUGAAAAGACUAUUAAACUUCCUGAAAGAAAAUUUGAAAGCACAGAAUCAUUUGAUAGUGAAAGUAGCUUAGUAGAAAAUAAAAGUAWAUUUAAAGGAAAUAUUGAACUAAUACAAUCUCACAGAGUUAUAAAAAGUAUGGAGAUUCAAAUGGAAACUUUACAGGCUCAGUGUAAAGCUUUUGAACAAAAUAUAAUGGAUAUAAAUGAAUUGUUUGAUAAAGAACGCGAGGAACAUGAAAAAUUGAAAGAAAUAUUAAUUAAUGAAAGACAUAUUUUAAGUGAACUAAAACCAAAAUAUAAUGCUUAUAAAGAGACUAAUAAAGUA